Messenger RNA from Aricia agestis (brown argus), 1927 nucleotides. RefSeq names its product synaptic vesicle glycoprotein 2B-like. The transcript has 11 exons. Gene Ontology annotation, molecular function: transmembrane transporter activity. The record is from RefSeq and is a predicted model, not a curated record. Bases 124 to 1680 code for a protein of 518 amino acids. NCBI's taxonomy places the organism in Eukaryota, Metazoa, Arthropoda, Insecta, Lepidoptera, Lycaenidae. Gene Ontology annotation, biological process: transmembrane transport. Gene Ontology annotation, cellular component: membrane.
UGCGCGCAUUCGCUUAGAAGCCGCAGCGGCCACCACGCGAAACCCUUGAGGCGCCGCUAGUGUAAGGUGAUGAUGCUACACCGGUAUUAGUGUAACGGACUAUAGUGAAGUGUACUAAUUAAAAUGGGUCUAGACUUCUUAGAACAUGGAGCGGACUUCGAAGCCGCCAUCUCCGCUACCGGUUUCGGGCGCUUCCACUUCUGCCUGUUGGCGGUGACGGGUCUGAUCUACGCGAACACCGCCAUCGGCAUCACCAUCGUGUCGUUCGUGCUGCCGGCCGCGACAUGCGACUUCCGCAUGACAUCGUCCGACAAGGGCUGGCUGACCGCCGCCCCUAUGUUAGGUAUGGUAAUCGGUUCAUACUUUUGGGGUUGCCUGGCUGAUACGAAGGGAAGAAAAGUUGUGUUGGUCUCUACACUUCUUAUCGAUGGAUUCGUCGGAAUUCUUUCAUCGUUCGUGCAGAUCCUACCAGUUUUCAUGGCAUGCAGAUUCAUAAACGGUUUUUCCGUCGCUGGUGCCAUGGGUAUCUGCUUCCCAUACUUAGGAGAAUUCCAACAGACCAAAUACAGAGAGAAAAUCCUCUGCUGGAUGGAAAUGUUCUGGACUCUGGGAGUCAUCUUACUGCCAUUGAUCGCGUGGGGCAUCAUCCCGAUCGACGGCAUCCGUAUCGAGCACGGCGCGUUCUCCUACGACUCGUGGAACUGGUUCGUGGCGGCUUGCGGCAUCCCAUCCCUGAUGCUUGGCUUCUGGCUCUUCUCCUUCCCCGAGAGCCCCAAGUUCAUGAUGGAGUGCGGCGACUACGACGACGCCCUCGCCUGCCUCAAGAGCAUCUACCGACAGAACACCGGCGAUGACCCUGACAACUACCCCAUCAAAAGCCUCAAGGAAAAAGUAAGGACCAUCUCUGUAGCAUCACAAAACUCCCAGAAGUCCGUCCGCAGCUUGAGCAUGCGCAAACCCAAGGACCUCAAGCGACUCUUCUCCGAGAUCUGGACCCAAACCAAAGCCCUGUGCAGGCCACCUUAUCUCAAAUACACAAUACUCACCUGCCUUAUCCAAUUCGGCUUAACUACAAGCUACUACACCCUAAUGAUCUGGUUCCCCGAGCUGUUCAACCGCUACGAGGAGUUCGAGCACAAGUUCCCCAACACGUCGGCGAGCGUGUGCGACGUGUCGGGCAUCGUCGUCGCUGGCGAGGACUCCGACCCCUACGACUGCGAGAAGAUCAUAGACCAGAACGUCUAUAUGCACACCCUGAUUGUCGGCCUCGCCUGCAUCCCCACCUCGCUGUGGCUGCCCCUCUGCGUGCAUAAACUUGGCGCCAAGUUCUUCCUUAUCUUCUCGCUGGGUUUCGCCGGCGUGGUUACAGUCGGGCUGUACUUCGUGCAGAACUCCACUCAAAACCUGGUGCUGUCGUGCAUAUUCGAAGCCCUCACCUCGCUCGCCAUCAGUCUCGUGUUCUGCGUCCUCGUCGACUUGUUCCCUACAAAUCUCAGGGUAAUGGCUGCAGCUCUGUCCCUGACGGCGGGUCGAGGCGGCGGUCUCAUCGGCAACCUGUCCUUCGGCUACUUGAUCGACAUCAACUGUGUCAUACCCAUCGUCGUCUUCUCAGCAUUCUUGUUUAUUGCUGCAAUUCUCUGCUUCUUCUUGCCAAAGACGGGACAGGAAGCCCUGGACUAAGUUACGUGCUAGUGAUUAGUCUCUGAACCACGCCGAGGUGGUUGUACAUAAGUAGGAUGUAAAUAUUGUGGACUAAGUUAUUUAUUGUCCCUAGAGUAUGGCCGUCGAGCCGGCUCGGGCCCGCGCCGUUACUGUGAUGCAGUAUCCACGUAUAGUAAGAUUGAAAUCAGUAUUUUAGAGUUGACUGUGUUAUGAUGCCCUUAAAUUAUUAAAUAUUUUAUUAAUAAUAAAGUUUAAUUUACCUAUA